Amyelois transitella is the source of this 811-nucleotide messenger RNA. RefSeq names its product translin (gene trsn). Gene Ontology annotation, biological process: RNA metabolic process. The record is from RefSeq and is a predicted model, not a curated record. Lineage: Eukaryota; Metazoa; Arthropoda; Insecta; Lepidoptera; Pyralidae. The transcript is spliced from 7 exons. Bases 89 to 790 code for a protein of 233 amino acids. Gene Ontology annotation, cellular component: cytoplasm; nucleus. Gene Ontology annotation, molecular function: single-stranded DNA binding; RNA binding; sequence-specific DNA binding.
GAGUCAAGUCAAUUUAUCCAUUUGUUUUCUUGUUGCGGUUUGCUGUUUUUGUAAAAUAAAUAGAAUAUACUGGAGAAAUCAUUGAAAAAUGACGACUAAUAACAUUGAAGAGAUAUUUGGCAAGUUCCAAAAUAGCUUAGAUUCGGAACAGGAGUUGCGAGAGGUUAUAAGAAACAUUUGCAGGGAAACUGACCACAUUUCGCGUGAAAUAAUGUCAAUUCUACAGAUAAUUCAUCACGACAGCGCCGGUAUUAGCAAGGCUUGUAUGAAGUCUCGUGAGUUGUUUGAGAAGGCUCGGGUCAAAUAUCAAACGUUGAAGCAAGCUGUGCCUCGCACUGACUAUUACAAGUACCAUGAUCACUGGCGCGGGAUGACCCAGAGGUUCUGCUAUUUAAUUGCGUUGACCAUUUGGCUGGAAAAGGGGUUUUUGGUCUCCCACGAGACCGUCGCACAGAUCUUAGGCAUAAGCGCUGUGGAAGAGAAGGAGGGGUUCCACUUGGACAUCGAAGACUACCUCGUGGGGUUGUUGCAACUGUGUUCCGAGCUGUCGCGUCUCGCGGUGAACGCUGUGACCCAGGGUGAUUACGGUCGACCGAUGCAGAUCUCGAAAUUCGUCAUGGAGUUGAAUGCUGGCUUCAGACUAUUGAAUCUCAAGAAUGAUCAUCUUCGAAAGAGGUUCGACGCUCUCAAGUACGACGUGAAGAAGAUUGAAGAGGUUGUCUACGAUCUCAGCAUCCGAGGACUGCUGCCGAAGGCCGAGGGCGAAGCACCUGUUGUUAGCGAUAAUUAAUAAAUAAGAUCUAAAUUUAAA